CGCAAUCCAACGUCUCUCGAGAACGAAAAAUACCGCGCUUCUCCUCUGUUAGGCGCUUUCGCCCCGAUGAUUAGAUACCCUGGUUUAUUCCCCGAAUUUUUAUUCGAAUAUGCUUCGAUUCCGUUGCCUGCCGCCUCUUCUUCCGUGGGCCGUUCUCGUUCUUGUUCCUCUUCCUCCUCCCGCGACUUCGCAGUCGGUCGAAUUGGUUGCUGGGAGAGACUUCUCUUGGAUCCCAAGCGGUCGGUCGAGGAGGGAUUCGCGAUUUGAGAUUUGGAUCGGUAAUUCGGCAUCGGUCUGCGAUUCUUGAUGGGAUCUGCCUUCGCGGUUCGGCAUGCGGGAAGGUUUAUCUGAUCUGGUUGUUUGUAAAGAAUAAAGAUCGCGUUUUGGACAGAUUCUGUUCUUUCUAUCCGGCUUCGGUAUCUGCAUUCCUUUCGGUUUUUUUUGUUUUUUGAUUCGGAGUUUUUUUUAGAGAACUCUGAGGUGUUGCGUUCUGUUUGUCUGAGAAUUUGAAAGAAACAAAGGAAACCAGCGAUCUUGGUAGAUUUUUGUGGCUUUGAUGUUGGUCUGUUUGGGGUAUCAUUGUUUAUUUCCUUUGGGCGGUGUUUUCUGAAGUUGGAGGGCUUCUAGGGAUUGGAUCCUGGUGAAAGGUGAAUCCUGUAGCGGUUUUAUGAUCUGGGACACCGGAAAGGUGGGACUUUGGGGAAGAUGUAUGCGGUGGAGAAGUUGAGCAACUACAUCACCCGGGGGGUGUACACCGUCUCAGGGCCUUUCCACCCGUUCGGAGGAGCUGUGGACAUAAUUGUGGUUCAGCAGCAGGAUGGGAGCUUCAAGACCUCGCCGUGGUAUGUUCGGUUUGGGAAAUUUCAAGGUGUGCUGAAGACAAAGGAGAAAGUUGUCAGCAUAUCUGUCAAUGGAGUUGAAGCUGGAUUCCACAUGUUCUUGGAUCAUAAAGGUAAAGCCUAUUUCCUCAGGGAGUCUGAUGCCGAAGAAGGAGACUUCAUUGUGUCUCCCACAUCCUCUGGAGACGAGACAGAUGAGAAGAUGCGGAAUGGACAAUUGAAGAAGAUUCAGAGCUGUGAUUUUGAUGGCGGUCGGAGAGAGAUGAUGAGCCAGAUGGAUAUGGGGAAUGGGAAGAUUGUCAAGCAAACAAGUUCAAGGCGCUCCACAAUUUUGGGUCUUAUGUUUGGACGGAAGUCGAUGACGGUUAGAGAUGAGGGGAGCAAUGUGGAGAGGGUGAGUUCGUUGGAGCGUGCAGAGAUUGCAGCUGACCUCUUGGAAGUGAAGUGGUCGACCAGUCUCCCAACCAAUGAUCGUAGAGAUGUUAAUUCUCCUGGAAAACAAUUUGAAAGUGAUGAUAAAGAUGUGAAUGUCAUCGAAAAAGAACAAAGUCCACAUACACCUUCCUUGAAGGAUGGCCCUGAUCAUGAUGAAAUGAUUCACUCUCAUUGUGAGGACCUUGGUGAUAAUUUUGGGUGCAGUACUGCAAGUAAAAAUCAUUUGGAAGAGAUAAUUAAGCAUGAUUCUCCAUGUAUAAGGGCUGACAAGGAGGUUAUAGAUAUUUGCACAUCUGAGAAUGACAAUGUAGCUGAUAGGUGCAGGUUCAUCUCUGAUGAAGUGACUUCAGAAUCCAAGGAUCCUGAUGCUAAUAGCCAAAGUUGUGAUUCUUUUAAAGAUUCAACUGGUUCUCAUGGUGAGCAAUUGAGUGACAUUUUUGGAAAUGAUAUGAGAAACAAAAAAGAUUUUGAAGAGAUAACUUCCCAUGAUGACACUGUAAAGAUUUACACUUCAGAGACCAGCAAUACAGCUGAUAAGAGUGAGGUAGUCUUUGAAUUAGUAAGAAUAGAAUCAAAUCAAAUUAAUGUUCAAAGUCCUGGUUCAGUUGUUCUUUCUCAUGAUACAGUACAGUCAUUGAGUGAAAUAUGUACAGGUUCAACCAAUGAUUCUUCUGUUCUUGAAAACAAAGAGAAGGAAAUUUCUUCUUUCAGCUACUGUGAAACUCUAGAAAGCUCAACCCGCAGGUUCAAUGUUUCCAUGAACCGAGCUCUUGAUGCUGCGGACCUCUUUUCAGGUGGCUGUGGACAGGGAAAGAUAACUUGUGAAAUUCAGUGUGACACAAAUGAGCUGACCUCUGCAGUAAGGUCACAACCAGAAUCAGGUGCUUGCACAAGUAAAGAAAAUUUGAGUGGAUGUCAUGACCAGAAUUUGGAUAUUUCAAGAGUUGAGGUUUCUUCGGUCUCUCAAAAUGAUCAAUCUGACUGUCCAAGCAAUGCUGGCUCUUCUCCCAUGAUGGCUUCUGAACAAAUUUUGAGUGGCCUUUAUUCUUCAUGUAAUGGAGUAAUUGAGGAAUUGACUCAGGUGACACAAACAGUUGAUAACCAAUGUGAUUGCUUUGGGAAUGAAGCUCAGAUGGAGGCAGGAGAAACUACUGAGCUCAUUGAGAUCAAGCGACUUGACUCUACCGAUCAAGUAGAAGAGUUAGAAAAUGUUUGGAAGGGAAUUCAUGCGAAAGAAUCUUGUAUCUUGAAUGGUGAUAAUAGUGCUUAUGAAUACAGUGUUGCUUCUGAAUCUGUUAAAGAAAUGAAAACCAGUGCCCUGUCCCCUGAGGGCUUAGAGGAUGUUCAAUUCCCAUUCAGUGACCCUGACAGCUUUGCUGCUAAAGAAAUGGACCCUGAGUUAUUGCUUGAUGACACAGCAGUGGAAACAGAAGAUCACAAAAUGGUCACUGCAGAAGCAGACUUCAAGGAGCAUGAAUCGAAAAACAGAGAAAAUGAGAAUUUUUUGGAAGGCUUUUCUAAUGUGUCAAGGCCUCAUACCAGUCCAAUAAAUAUUGCUGGAAGCCAGAUGAAUGAGGCAGGAGAUGAACUAUCAGCAAGAUCUUUACCCAAUAUCCGUUCUGACAUUCAUGAUCUUGAAGGGUCCAAUCCUCUCCAGCCACUAAGUUGCUCACUGAAUUUAAAAUCUACAAAUGAAUUGGUGGAUGUUUGUGAGAAGGAAUGUUCCAGCUCUUCAAAAUUGGAGGUAGAUUCUCAUAGCAGUGGAGAGCAAGGUCAGGUUAGACCUGAACAUGUUGCUACAGUUGUUGAUGUUGAAAACAAGGGAGAGCACAAAGGCGCUCCAAUCAACCCUGUUGUUGAGUUAUCCCUCUGCAAACACUUGUUAUAUGAAGGGAUGGGGGCUGAUGCAGCUUGUCAAGCAUUUAGUUCCGAAAAGGUGAAUUUAGAGAAAUUUUGUGCAUUGGGCCCAUCACUUGUGAAGAACAACAAGCUAGUUAUCAAAAUUGGUGAUCAUUAUUAUCCAUGGGAUGUGGCUGCACCACUCCUUUUGGGAAUGGUUUCUUUUGGCCAAGAACAAAUAUUCAAAACUCAAGGGAUGAUCCCUGUGGAUCGAGACGAGAAAAACAUUAAAGGGGAUAGUUCAAGUGCCACAGUACCAACUGGUGUUAGCUGGAGGCUUUGGCCGUUCAACUUUAAAAGAUCUGGAACCAUAAGCACUGCACACAUGGCCCAUGAAGGUUUCAGUGAAAAAGAUGUAGAUUCUGCUUCUGAGAAGACUAAAAACCUGACUUGGGAAAAUGACAUGCUGAAAGCCAGGGGUAUGAAGAAGGUGCAAUCACGUACUCCAACUUCUGAACAGCUUGCUUCCUUAAAUCUUAAGGAGGGUCGGAAUAUCAUAACAUUUAGUUUCUCCACUGCAAUGCUUGGGCGGCAGCAGGUGGAUGCUAGUAUAUAUCUAUGGAAAUGGAAUACUCACAUAGUUAUUUCUGAUGUCGAUGGCACAAUUACCAAAUCAGAUGUUCUUGGACAGUUCAUGCCUCUAGUUGGUGUAGAUUGGUCCCAGACUGGUGUUGCACAUCUAUUUUCUGCAAUUAAGGAGAAUGGAUAUCAACUGCUCUUUCUCAGUGCACGUGCAAUUUCACAGGCGCAUCUAACAAGGCAGUUCCUUUUCAACCUUAAACAGGAUGGGAAACUGCUCCCUGAUGGUCCAGUUGUUAUAUCUCCAGAUGGACUCUUUCCUUCACUUUACAGAGAAGUUAUCAGAAGAGCUCCUCAUGAAUUCAAGAUCUCAUGCCUAGAGGAAAUCAGGGCAUUAUUUCCUUCUGAUUGCAACCCAUUCUAUGCUGGCUUUGGAAACAGAGACACGGAUGAGAUUAGCUACCUUAAAGUCGGAAUUCCUAUAGGAAAGAUCUUCAUAAUAAAUCCCAAAGGUGAAGUUACAGUGAACCAUCAAGUCGAUACAAAGUCAUAUGCUUCCCUUCAUGCAUUAGUCAAUGGAAUGUUUCCUCCCAUGUCCUCAGCUGAGCAGGAGGACUAUAAUUCCUGGAAUUACUGGAAGUUGCCUCUUCCUGAAGUUGAUGUUUGAACCUAUCUAUGUCCUCUCAAGAGGAGUUGAACUAGCCACGUGGAGUGUGAAGAUGGAGCAUGCUUGCAAGCAUCGCUUGAGAACCUUCAGGCCAAUCACUGGUUGUGUACAGUAAAAGCGUGAUAGAUUGUCAGCUGGACAUUGUACAUCAUAUUAGUGGAUUGUGGAGGCAGAUCUGUUGUACCUGAUGGAUUUGUACACUUGCACGGUUGCACCAUAAACUCGUACAAGUAAUGUAACCACAGCUUUCAUUCAUUAGUUAUUGUAUAAAAAAAAAACAGAAUAGUUGCAAAUAAAUGUAAUGUCAAUUAAUUACCAAAAAGUAAAUUGUAAUGUCGAUUCCAUUCUUAUUAGCAUUCAUUCAUGUGUAACUUUUUACUACAUCAAAUGUCAACGUGCUUCAGAGAUAGUGAAAGCAGUGUACAGAUUGACAUUAUCUUUUAAUUUUUAUGGCAUUGGUCUUAACUCAA
Molecule: messenger RNA, 4829 nt
Organism: Elaeis guineensis (African oil palm)
Lineage: Eukaryota; Viridiplantae; Streptophyta; Magnoliopsida; Arecales; Arecaceae
Source: RefSeq, a predicted model, not a curated record